Molecule: messenger RNA, 2300 nt
Organism: Mytilus californianus (California mussel)
Lineage: Eukaryota; Metazoa; Mollusca; Bivalvia; Mytilida; Mytilidae
Product: integrator complex subunit 11-like
Exons: 21
Coding region: 103-2016 (637 amino acids)
Biological process (GO): snRNA processing
Cellular component (GO): nucleus
Source: RefSeq, a predicted model, not a curated record
GUUAAAUAAUUCCGGACGUAUCAUGCCUUCAGCUUCCAAGAAAAGUAGAUGCAAAAGCUGAACUAUCUCCCAAAUUGAUAACAUAAAGUUUACUAUUGGGAAAUGACAGAAAUUCGGGUGACACCAUUAGGUGCAGGGCAGGAUGUUGGUAGGAGCUGUAUAUUGGUGACAAUUGGUGGUAAAAAUAUCAUGAUGGACUGUGGUAUGCACAUGGGUUACAACGAUGAUAGAAGGUUUCCUGAUUUUUCCUACAUUACAAAGACAGAUGAUGAGAAGUUAACUGAUCAUCUAGACUGUGUUAUUAUAACUCAUUUUCAUUUGGACCACUGUGGUGCUUUGCCAUACAUGUCUGAAAUGGUGGGAUUUGAUGGACCAAUCUACAUGACACAUCCAACUAAAGCCAUCUGUCCUAUAUUAUUGGAAGACUACAGGAAAAUAACAGUAGAGAGGAAAGGGGAAACUAACUUUUUUACGUCAGAAAUGAUCAAGCAGUGUAUGAAGAAAACUGUAGCUGUCAACCUACACGAAGUUAUAAAGGUUGAUGAUGAGUUAGAAAUAAAAGCAUAUUAUGCAGGACAUGUUUUAGGGGCAGCAAUGUUCCAAGUGAGAGUUGGUCAACAGUCCAUGGUAUAUACAGGUGAUUAUAAUAUGACCCCAGAUCGACAUCUUGGUGCCGCCUGGAUUGAUAAAUGUCGGCCAGAUUUACUUAUCACAGAAUCUACCUAUGCUACAACAAUACGAGAUUCAAAGCGAUGUCGAGAGAGAGAUUUCCUGAAGAAAGUACAUUCUUGUGUGGAGAAAGGGGGAAAGGUUUUGAUUCCAGUAUUUGCAUUAGGAAGAGCUCAAGAGUUAUGUAUAUUGUUAGAGAGUUACUGGGAAAGAAUGAACUUAAAAGUACCCAUUUAUUUCUCAUUGGGUUUGACAGAAAAGGCAAAUCAUUAUUACAAGCUAUUCAUUACAUGGACGAGUCAGAAGAUCAAGAAAACAUUUGUACACAGAAAUAUGUUUGAAUUUAAACACAUUAAGCCAUUUGACAGGGCCUACAUAGAGAACCCAGGACCAAUGGUAGUAUUUGCCACUCCUGGAAUGUUGCAUGCUGGUCUUUCACUACAAGUAUUUAAAAAAUGGGCUCCAAACCCUAACAAUAUGAUUAUAAUGCCAGGAUACUGUGUGGCAGGCACUGUCGGCCAUAAGAUUUUGAAUGGUGCUAAGAGACUGGAAAUGGAAAAUAAACAAACUUUAGAAGUAAAGUUGAGUGUCCAGUACAUGUCAUUUAGUGCACAUGCAGAUGCUAAAGGUAUAAUGCAGCUGAUAUCAUGGUGUGAACCCAAAAAUGUCAUGCUGGUCCAUGGAGAGGCUGAGAAAAUGGACUUCUUAAAAAGCAAGAUCCAGCACCAGUUUGGCAUUGAUUGUUUCAAACCAGCCAAUGGAGAAACAGCAGUCAUUCACACAAAGCAUAAUAUACCAGUAGACGUUUCUUUGCCUUUACUCAAAAGGGAGGCUUCAAAAUUAGGAUCUUUACCACCAGAUCCAAAAAGACCAAAGAUAUUUCAUGGUGCCCUAGUAAUGAAAGGAACAAAACUUCAAUUAAUUGAUCCAGGAUUAGCAUUGAAGGAUUUAGGAUUAGAGGAACACAAUCUCAGAUUUACAUCAACAGUCAUGUUGGACGAGGAAGGACAGACGACACAAACAGCAGAUAGAAUAUACCAACUUGUUAAAACAAAUCUAAAAGAAUUUCCUGUGAGUUAUUCCUCUGAUGGGUCUAUUAGUAUAUCUGACUCUGUAUUGGUCCAGGUCUCGGGAGAUGAAGAGUCUAAAUCUGUCUUAGUAUCAUGGUCUCAUCAGGUUAGUAUAUGUAAGGUUUCCUCUGACGGGUCUAUUAGUAUAUCUGACUCUGUAUUGGUCCAGGUCUCUGGAGAUGAGGAGUCUAAAUCUGUCUUAGUAUCAUGGUCACAUCAGGAUGAAGAUGUUGGUAGCUUUCUUCUAAAGUUGUUGAAGGAACAGCUAGACACCUGAGAUGAUGGUAUCUUCAUCAGCUGUUGUAGAGUUGCAUCAUAUCUUUAAAUAGUAUUCUGCAGAUAGUAGGAGUUUCCUGCUGGGAGUAUUGUAGACUAAAGAUUGUGUUUGUGAAAGAGGCCAUGUGAUGGGCCAUACACAUUUAUAAAUACUGAUGGUAUAUUUUGUGUAUAAAGUAUGGCACAUAUAUAAGUGUGGUGUAAUGACAGUGACAAUGUUUAUCUAUGUGUAAUUGAACAAAGGUUCCUUGAUAUUAAAGAGAAAGCUCUAUAAAGUCUGAAAAA